AUGUCGACUUUGAUGGAUGGGGUCGAUGGGUUAGUCGGUGUAGUGAAAGCAACGGAUCAGGAAUUUGGUACUUUGUCGGCUUCUUCUUCUUCGAUCGGGAAGAACAGUGCGGAUGAAGAAGGCGGAGAGAAUGAGGCCGAGUCUCCUUACAAGGGACCUCUUGAUAUGAUGGAUUCUCUCGAACAAGCUUUGCCCAUCGGGAGAGGUAUAUCCAACUUCUACAAGGGGAAAUCAAAGUCGUUUAGCAACUUGAAGGAAACUGAAGCAACACAAAUGAAAAAUUUGGGGAAGCCACGGAACCCUUACAGUAGCCGACGGAAGAACCUCCGCAGUCACCGGAUUCGCAUUCGCGGUGGGAUUUCCAAAAACCCACUCAAGACCGCUUUCACGUUGACUUUGACCAAAGAUUCUUCCUCCGCCGACGAUGAUGACUCGUCUUCCGAGUCCCAAAAACAUGGCAAGCCAUUGCACCCCAGACAUACCAAUGGGUCUUGUGUCCCCGUUAUAGAUUCUCCCUCCGCGCAUAAAAAUACACAUAAUAUUAUAUGUUAG
Molecule: messenger RNA, 552 nt
Organism: Arabis nemorensis
Lineage: Eukaryota; Viridiplantae; Streptophyta; Magnoliopsida; Brassicales; Brassicaceae
Source: the annotation of a GenBank genome assembly